Engraulis encrasicolus (European anchovy) is the source of this 1047-nucleotide messenger RNA. It is a transcript of the gene mnx2b, whose product is annotated as motor neuron and pancreas homeobox 2b. Lineage: Eukaryota; Metazoa; Chordata; Actinopteri; Clupeiformes; Engraulidae. The transcript has 4 exons. Gene Ontology annotation, cellular component: nucleus. The record is from RefSeq and is a predicted model, not a curated record. The coding region runs from base 1 to 1047 and encodes 348 amino acids. Gene Ontology annotation, biological process: central nervous system development; spinal cord motor neuron cell fate specification; neuron projection morphogenesis. Gene Ontology annotation, molecular function: DNA-binding transcription factor activity, RNA polymerase II-specific; sequence-specific double-stranded DNA binding.
AUGGAAAGAUCCAAAAACUUUCGAAUAGACGCCCUAUUGGCAGACGACACGCACCGGUCCAGUCGCGAUCUCUCACCGGGACUGAGCAAUGACAGUCCAGCGGGGAGCCCCGUGUCCUGCCGGCGUGCCGACACCCCAUCUCCGCGAGGAACACCCGCUGGUAUCCAGCUUCAGACUGGAAUUAUACCCAAACCGGGUCUACUGAAUCUGUCUCAUACCGGACUCGCCUCGUUACAGCAGGGGGCAAUACCAGGCAUGUACCCUACCCACAUGUACCCCUUAUCGGCUCUAGGGGGGCAGCACCCCGCCUUUGCCUACUCUGGAUUCACCCAGCUUGCCCAUCCAUACCCAGAGCACCUGAAAGCGGCGACGAUGGCAGGCUCUUUCCCACUGGAACACUGGAUACGUGCCGGGAUCAUGGUCCCUCGACUGCCUGACUUUGAUUGCCUCGGCUCUCUAAAGCUUUGGUCUGCACAGGCAGGGCUGAUGGGAAAGUGUCGUCGGCCGCGGACGGCCUUCACGAGCCAGCAGCUGCUGGAGCUUGAGAACCAGUUCAAGCUCAACAAGUACCUGUCACGGCCCAAACGCUUCGAGGUGGCCACCUCCCUCAUGCUCACCGAGACACAGGUGAAGAUCUGGUUCCAGAAUCGGAGGAUGAAGUGGAAGCGUAGCCGCAAGGCCAAGGAGCAGGCCGCCCAAUUGGAGGCCGAGAGGCAGCGUGGAGGAGGCGGCGCCCAGACCAAGCAGGCCAAUGAGAAAGCAGCAGGGGAGGGCCGGAGGGCGGGACUUAUGAAUCACAACGACUUGGAUGAGGACGAUGGGGAGGAGGAGGAAGAGGAAGAUGAUGAGGAAGAGGAGGAGGAGGAGGAAGAGGAUCGACGUCGUCAUCGUGGCUACACGGUCGAUAUGUCAACCACUACCAUGCCUCGGCCUGGGGACUUCAUACAGUCCGGUGUGGAGGUGGGUUACCAGUCACACAGUCCCUUCUCCGAAGACGACAUGGACGGUGUGGAUGUGCCCGACAGGAAGAUUGGAGCUGGCUUGUGA